Nicotiana tabacum (common tobacco) is the source of this 373-nucleotide messenger RNA. The record is from RefSeq and is a predicted model, not a curated record. NCBI's taxonomy places the organism in Eukaryota, Viridiplantae, Streptophyta, Magnoliopsida, Solanales, Solanaceae.
AUGGGAAAAAUCACUUUCUUCUUCCUAUUUUUUACCCUCUUUUUGUCACAUUUUGUGGCUUCAAGCCUUGGAAAAAGGCAAAGUGAUGUUCUUGGCAAAUUUUACAAGGCUAAGCAAAAGAAACAUUCAUCCAUUGACAAGAGCCAGUUUAAGGCAGUCCUUAACCAUGUAAAUUUAGACAAAGUUAUUCUAUCUCAAGAGGUACAGAAAGAAAAAGAUUGGAUUAAGAAAUUGCCCGGACAACCACCAGUUAAAUUCCAACAAUAUGGUGGAUAUGUUACUGUCAAUGAAUCUGCUGGUCGUGCUUUGUAUUAUUACUUUACUGAAGCUGAGAAUUCUAAGUCAUUGCCUUUGCUUCUUUGGCUUAAUGGAG